AACAUGGUUUCCCUGAGGACUGGUCUGUGGCAACUAAUUAUUCCCAUGAUUGUCCUGUCCCACUUCUCAGCAUCUCUUCCAUCCUGGGAGAGGACUGAGAGACACGCUGAUGGGCUCUUCCACAGUGAGCUCAGCAAGAUGAACGGCAAUGCCUAUGUGCAGCAGCUAGUCAAACACCUGGUGGGACUCAAGGAGAGGUCCCAGAGACACUCAGAUGGACUGUUUACCAGUGAAUACAGCAAGAUAAGAGGAAAUGCGCAGGUUCAGAAAUUCAUACAAAAUCUCAUGGGCCACAAGCGCAGCUCUCCAGGCCCAGUCAACAGAGAUGUGCAGGGGAGAGAGGAAGAAAACAGCCAUGAGAAACUUUGCUUUAUGUGGUUGUACCAGAGCUUUCUAAACACUAGCCACUUGGACAGCGAUGCCAGGGAAGCUGCUGCGGUUACCAGCCAGUACAUUUGCCCCAUCUCUAAGCAGCUGGUUGCAGACAUGAAGGAAAAUACAGAGAGUUUUGACUGA
Messenger RNA from Pterocles gutturalis (yellow-throated sandgrouse), 516 nucleotides. Its product is annotated as glucagon family neuropeptides-like. Gene Ontology annotation, cellular component: extracellular region. Bases 4 to 516 code for a protein of 170 amino acids. The record is from RefSeq and is a predicted model, not a curated record. Gene Ontology annotation, molecular function: hormone activity. Gene Ontology annotation, biological process: negative regulation of gastrin-induced gastric acid secretion; positive regulation of somatostatin secretion; brain development. NCBI's taxonomy places the organism in Eukaryota, Metazoa, Chordata, Aves, Pterocliformes, Pteroclidae. The transcript has 5 exons.